ACUUCUACCUCAAAUACUCUUUUGAGCAAGGACAGGGCAGACAGCAACCGUGCCGCACAGAGCGAAAGGACAGACACCGACGACACAAAUGGCUUUAACUGUGUGCAACGCCGUGGCUUCUAUUUUGUUUUGGAUUUCUACGUUUGUUUCCACGGCACGGAUUUAUCCUCCGAAUGAAGUAACGUUGCUGGAUUCCAGAACAGUUCAGGGGGAAUUAAAAUGGGUUGCGAGUCCAACAGAAGGAGGGUGGGAGGAGGUGAGUAUUAUGGACGAGAAGAACACGCCCAUCCGCACCUACCAGGUGUGCAACGUGAUGGAGCCCAGCCAGAACAACUGGCUGCGGACUGACUGGAUCCCCCGGGGAGGCGCGCAGCGCGUCUUCAUCGAGAUCAAGUUCACUCUGCGGGACUGCAACAGCCUGCCCGGCGUCAUGGGCACCUGCAAGGAGACCUUCAACCUCUACUACUACGAGUCCAACAACGACAAGGAGCGCUACGUCCGCGAGAGCCUCUUCUCCAAGAUCGACACGGUCGCCGCCGACGAGAGCUUCACCCAGGUGGACAUCGGGGACCGCAUCAUGAAGCUGAACACGGAGGUGCGGGACGUGGGGGCGCUCACCCGCAAGGGCUUCUACCUGGCCUUCCAGGACGUGGGCGCCUGCAUCGCCCUGGUGUCGGUGCGGGUGUUCCACAAGCGGUGCCCGCUGACGGUGCGCAACCUGGCGCAGUUCCCGGACACGGUGACAGGGGCGGACACCUCCUCCCUCGUGGAGGUGCGCGGCUCGUGCGUCGACAACUCCGAGGAGAGGGAGGUGCCCAAGAUGUACUGCGGGGCGGACGGCGAGUGGCUGGUGCCCAUCGGGAGCUGCCUGUGCAGCCCCGGGUUCGAGGAGCGCGGGGGAGCUUGCCAAGCCUGUAAGGUGGGUCACUUCAGGGCCUUAGCGACGGACGGCAGCUGCAGUAAGUGCCCCCUUCACAGCUACUCUGUCCGAGAGGGCUCCACCUCCUGCACCUGUGACAAGGGCUACUUCCGCUCCGAGACCGACCCCGCCUCCAUGCCUUGCACCCGACCCCCCUCAGCCCCUCAGCACCUCAUCUCCAAUGUGAAUGAGACGUCGGUGAACCUGGAGUGGAGCCCGCCGGCGUCGACGGGCGGCCGGCAGGACCUGAGCUACAACGUGGUGUGCAAGCGGUGCGGCGGGGGGGCGGAGUCGGUGGCGUGCCAGCCCUGCGGCGGCAGCGUGCACUUCCACCCGCAGCAGCUCAGCCUGCGUGGCACGCGCGUCUCCAUCAACGACCUGCAGGCCCACACCAACUACACCUUCGAGGUGUGGGCCGUCAACGGCGUGUCCAAGCAGAGCCCUGGGCGGGAGCAGGCCGUGUCCGUCACCGUCACCACCAACCAGGCUGCUCCCUCUCCGGUCACCUCCCUCCAAGCCAAUGACAUAACCAGGCACUCUGUGUCGCUGGCCUGGCAGCAGCCCGAGAGACCCAAUGGAGUCAUCCUGGAGUACGAGGUCAAAUACUAUGAGAAGAACCAGAACGAGCGCAGCUACCGCAUCGUCAAGACCUCGUCCCGGAGCGCCGACAUCAAGGGCCUGAACCCGCUCACCUCCUACGUGUUCCACGUGCGCGCCCGCACGGCCGCGGGGUACGGGGACUUCAGCGCCCCCUUCGAGUUCACCACCACGUCCGUUCCCUCUCCGAUCAUCGGCGACGGAGCCAACUCCACCGUGCUGCUGGUGUCUGUCAUCGGGGGCGUGGUCCUGCUCCUCUUCGUCAUCGCUGCCUUCGUCAUCAGUAGGAGGAGGAGCAAGUACAGCAAAGCCAAGCAGGACGCGGAUGAGGAGAAACAGUUACACCCAGGCGUGCGGAUAUACGUGGACCCCUUCACGUACGAGGACCCCAACCAAGCCAUCCGCGAGUUCGCCAAGGAGAUCGACGCCUCCUGCAUCAAGAUCGAGAAGGUCAUCGGUAUCGGUGAGUUUGGGGAGGUGUGCAGUGGCCGCCUGAAGCUGCCGGGCAAACGGGAGAUCUGCGUGGCCAUCAAGACCCUGAAGGUGGGCUACACCGACCAGCAGAGGCGGGACUUCCUGAGUGAGGCCAGCAUCAUGGGCCAGUUCGACCACCCCAACGUCAUCCGCCUGGAGGGAGUGGUCACCAAAUGUAAACCUGUGAUGAUUAUCACAGAAUACAUGGAGAACGGCUCUCUGGACGCAUUCCUUAGGAAGAACGACGGGCGCUUCACGGUGAUCCAGCUGGUGGGCAUGCUGAGGGGCAUCGCCUCGGGGAUGAAGUACCUGUCCGACAUGAGCUACGUGCACCGCGACCUGGCCGCCCGCAACAUCCUGGUCAACAGCAACCUGGUGUGCAAAGUGUCCGACUUCGGCAUGUCGCGGGUGCUGGAGGACGACCCCGAGGCGGCCUACACGACCAGGGUUGUAACAGGAACCUAUCAAUCACAGGGAGGGAAGAUCCCAAUCAGGUGGACGGCCCCCGAGGCCAUCGCCUACAGGAAGUUCACCUCUGCCAGCGACGUGUGGAGCUACGGCAUCGUCAUGUGGGAGGUGAUGUCAUACGGAGAACGGCCAUACUGGGACAUGAGCAACCAGGACGUGAUCAAGGCUAUUGAGGAGGGGUACCGGCUGCCCCCGCCCAUGGACUGCCCCGUGGCUCUGCACCAGCUCAUGCUGGACUGCUGGCAGAAGGAGCGGAGCGAGAGGCCCAAGUUCUGCCAGAUCGUCAACAUGCUGGACAAGCUGAUCCGCAACCCCAACAGCCUGAAGAGGACGGGAGGGGAGACCAGCCGACCCAACACCACCCUGCUGGAUCCCAGCAGCCCUGAGUUCCCCUGCAGUCUCGGGACGGUGUCCGGGUGGCUCCAGGCCAUCCAGAUGCAGGGCUAUCAGGACAACUUCACCGCCGCAGGCUACACCACCCUGGGGGCUGUGGUGCACAUGACACGGGAGGACGUGGCCAGAAUAGGAAUCUCUUCAGCGGUGCACCAGGACCAAAUCCUGACCAGCAUCCAGGGAAUGCUGUCCCAAAUGCAACAGAUACAAGACAGAAUGGUUCCAGUUUGAGCCACAACUCAAAACUAUUUUAAAGGAAAAAAAAGACAUGAAUUAAUGGGAACAGUUUACCUCAUCCAUGCACUUUAAAUAAAAAAAAAGAAAAUGUAAAAAAGAGAAAA
Messenger RNA from Megalops cyprinoides (Indo-Pacific tarpon), 3192 nucleotides. Its product is annotated as ephrin type-A receptor 4-like. Bases 89 to 3082 code for a protein of 997 amino acids. The transcript is spliced from 17 exons. Lineage: Eukaryota; Metazoa; Chordata; Actinopteri; Elopiformes; Megalopidae. Gene Ontology annotation, biological process: negative regulation of axon extension; protein phosphorylation; axon guidance. Gene Ontology annotation, cellular component: neuron projection; plasma membrane. The record is from RefSeq and is a predicted model, not a curated record. Gene Ontology annotation, molecular function: protein binding; ATP binding; transmembrane-ephrin receptor activity.